Messenger RNA from Anopheles moucheti, 8251 nucleotides. RefSeq names its product protein enabled (gene ena). The transcript is spliced from 10 exons. The coding region runs from base 875 to 2911 and encodes 678 amino acids. The record is from RefSeq and is a predicted model, not a curated record. NCBI's taxonomy places the organism in Eukaryota, Metazoa, Arthropoda, Insecta, Diptera, Culicidae. Gene Ontology annotation, molecular function: SH3 domain binding.
UUGUGUGCGUGUAUGUGAAUAUCCUGGGGUUUUUUUGUGGUGUAAAUUGAUUAAGCUUUAACGCUCUAUUAUUUGGCGUUUUUUUAUUGUUUCUUUAAUGUUGAACCAUGAUGGAUUAACGUGAACGAAGAGAAAAGUUUGGGCUUUGUGAAGUGAUUGCAAUAAUUUUUUUAUCAAUUUCAAUCGGAAUAGAAAUCGAAUAACCGUGUGUAGUAGUGCAGUGUAAAGGAGUGGAAAGAAACGAGUAAAAAAGUGGGUGCAGUUUAUGUGGGUGUGUGUGUGCGUGAGUGAAAAGCCAGCCAGCCGUGUAAAACGGGAAGGAAGUAAAAUUAUCCUUGCGGCUCCCGGUGGAGGAACUUUCCUCCACAGAAGCUUCCCAAGCAGGAAGUGAAAUAUUGGUGGUAUUUUGGUUAAAAGCCCAUCGGCUUUUUACACUCGCCUCUGUUGUGUUGUGUAAAAGGGCUCUGUGAUUUGUCGUUCUGCAAGGAUCGUUUCUUCGCACUCACACAAACCGCUACGCGAAGCAGUAAACAGCAUAAAAGUUGAGCAGCAAAGCACACAAUUGCACCCGGUGAUACGGUUUGGUGGAUGCAUCACACCCAUACACACACACACAUUUUGCACCACCACGAGCGUUUGCAAAAACCCAGGAAGGAAAAUAUCUUCUAACCGGAAGGAUACGGGCUGUCCAGGCCUACUACUACAAGAAGCUCUUCACCGCGUCAGCUGUUGUAUGAGAGAAUCCAUCGUUCUUCCUUUUUUUUCGAAACAAAGCGUGGCUGGAAAAGGUGAAUUUCAUCUUGAACUGAAACGCUCUAUAAAUACGGAUUUUUAGAACGCAUAACAAGCAGCACAAACUGAGCAGUUGAUCAAGAUGAGCGAACAAAGUAUUAUUGGUGCUCGGGCGUCGGUCAUGGUGUACGACGAUGUGCAGCGGAAGUGGAUACCGUCCGGCAGCUCGUCCGGUUUGAGCAAGGUGCAAAUUUUCCACCAUCAGCAAAACAACACGUUCCGCGUCGUUGGCCGGAAACUGCAGGAUCAUGAGGUCGUCAUUAACUGCUCGAUCAUCAAGGGCCUCAAGUACAACCAGGCUACCGCCACGUUUCACCAGUGGCGUGAUUCAAAGUUCGUGUACGGGUUGAACUUUUCCAGCCCGAUGGAUGCGGAAGCAUUUGCCCGUGCCAUGAUGCACGCCCUGGACGUUUUGAGUGGACGAGUUCCACCCUCGUCGACGCUGCAAACAACCAACCCGAACCCGGGCCAGAUGGUUGCGGCGUACGAGGAGGACAUGGGCUAUCGUACGAUGACCCGUGAAGAUGCGGCCAUCAUGCAGCAACAGCAGCAGAUGACUAGUCAACCGCCGGGUGUGGGACCGCCCCAGCAACCACCCAACUCCAUACCGGGCCCGGGCGGUGGCAUACUGUCCCCCCAAACACCCACAUCGCAAACGCUGCCAUCGCAAGCCACACCGCAACAGCAACAGCAACAGACGCAUCAUCGUACAAACAGUGCACCACCGGUCCCGCCAGCGUUACCGUCGACACAGCAGCAGGCAUCGCAGCAGGCGGCACAGCAGCAGCAACAGAAACCGAUCUAUGCAUCACAGCAAAGCAACAGCAGUACCAACAGUAUUACCUAUGGAAGCAAUGCGCAACAGUAUCCGCAGCCAAUCUACGUAGCAUCGAAUCAAAACCAUCAAAUGCUGAAUCAGUCGGUGUUGCCACCGCAACCGCCGCAACAACCGCCGCCGCCCACACAGCAACAACAGCAGCAGCCACCGUUGAACCUUUCGAACGGUUCGAUUUACGCGACGGCCACGUGCUCCCCGAGCGCGACCAACAGCAAUCCAUCGAAUCCGAUCUACGCCGGUCAGCAGCAGCUAGUGUCGCAACAGCAGCAACAACAACAGCAACAGUCGCAACCACAGCCACCGCCUCCACCGAUGAUGAUGCCACCGAAUGGUUACGGGCCGCCGAACGGUGUCGGUGGCCCGUACGGUGCCGGACAACCACAGUACGGCAUUCCACCGGUUCCACAGAUGCCAAUGCAGCCGCUUCAACCACCAUCCCAGAUGCAACAAACGAACGCACCUCCACCACCGCCAAUGAUGCCGCCGAUGUUCCCCAUGUCUGCACCAUCGAAUGUACCACAGCCUCCAGCACCGCCCAUGCCACCAAAUCUGAGUAAUGCGGCCGCUCCUCCUCCACCACCACCCCCGCCCGGUAUGCUUUCAUCGAAGCCGGGUGAAAUCAAUUCCUUGGCCCUCCAACUGGCCAGUGCCAAACUGAAACGCAGCCAACCACCGAAGAGUUCCUCGUCGGUUGCGGCGGGUAAUGUUGGUGUGUCGUCCACCUCAACGCUUGCGUCCUCCACUAGCGGCAACAGUGCCGUAUCGUCCACCGUGACGGAAAAUAGCGGCAGCAGUACAUCGAGCGGAGGUAGUGGUAAUUAUGGAACCAUAGGACGAUCGUCAUCUGGUAUGGCAUCGAUGAUGGAUGAAAUGGCAAAGACUCUUGCUAGGCGUCGGGCGCAGGCUGAGAAGAAGGAGCCGGACUCCAACGACGAUGGUGGUGCAGCAGGGUCCGGAGGUCGCCAGCGGGCGUGGGAAAAAUCAAGCACCUUACCGCACAAACUAGGCAGCAACAAUGCUAGUGGCGGCGGAGGUUCCAAUUCUGGCCCGGGUGGUGCUAGUCUGAGCGGUUCAGAAUCGCCGAAACCUUCGCGAAAACGUUUUGGCAGUGCCAGCGAAGAAACGAUACUGAAGAUAAAUGGUGGCGACAGUUUCUCUCUUCCGACUGCGGUCGAGUUCGACAAUCUGAAGGAGGAAAUAUUGCGUGAAAUGCGCAACGAGCUUGCAAAGGCGAAGCAAGAAAUUAUAGAAGCUAUCAAAUCCGAAUUCAACCGCAGGUAAACGCAACUUCGCUUUGUUGCUUCCUUUUUUAGGCGCUAGAGUACGAACGAGAAACAAAAUGAAAACACACACACACAUAGACAGCAUUUCUACUACCGCAAAUUACUACCAUUACAACUAUCAUGAACUACCGUUAUAACAAGCAGAUAAGAAAUGGAGCGAUCACAGAGGCAGUCACGAUGAGAAGCAUCGAAAUGGUAUCAUAGAACCAGGCAAAACAGGCAACGAUUUGACACACAACGGGGUGAAUAUUCGGCAUGCGAAUGGACACCGGAGCGCUGCUGGGUGCAGAUUUUACUUCAAUUGAUAGUCCUUUAUUUUUUACAGGAAAGAAUUAGUUUUUAUUCCAAUACAAUUAUUGUAUAUACGUUCAGCAAUGACGUAUUGACUAGUACCUAUUCUAGUAUCUAUUCCUAUCUUUAUUUUUGUUCGAUGAAUUAUCAUAUGUUAUCGGUGAAGUUUCCCGUUCACACGAUAAAAUGGUAAAAAAAUAGUUUCGAAAUACAUUUUCUAUGUAGAAUGUUUACCACGCACGUUUCGAUGUCUAAAGAAGUGUGAGGCUUUCCUGGUGGAUAGUUUUAUGUAUGUUUUAUUUAUGGCCAUAACGAGCAAGAGUGAGAAAAAAAACGUAUAGUUUGUGUUUGUUAGCAGAUCGAGCGAAUAAAUGUCGCAAUGCAACUUUAAAUGGACACUAGUUAAGGGCAGGUUAACAAUGUUGACUGUUGGAGCCUGUAUGAAAGUAUAGCGACGACGGGGACUUAGCGUAUCAAUUACAGUUGCGGACGAAGGAACAAAGAGUUGAUGCUAUAACCGUUAGCUAAAUCUGUGUGGCCCAUGCAAGAUCAUUAACUUUUUCACACGUAAUUCGUUUAAAAUUCGUUCAUUUCUUUGAUUCGUAUUCUACAACAUGUUUUUUUUUUAAAUGGCUAUAUCAUUGCUACAACGCAUCUGCAAGCAGUUGACGCACAAGUUCACCUCCCACCAAGAGAAAUAAUUUGUGGACUAAAAAAUAAAUAAAUAAUACAAAUACACCAUUCACUUGCGCGAAGGAAACUGAACUUACAAGACUCCAAACAUUUAUACAUAUAUCGUAAAAAAUGGUGCAGUUGAGGUACACUCGUAAGCAGAACUAAUGAAUUAGCAUAAUAUACAUAGUAGCGGCACGGCGAGCGUUCGAAUGGCAUACGUAUCCGAAGAAGAUGUGCAAACAUGUUCCCAUGUGGAAUUUGAUAUCAAUUUUUGUGCGCCAUUGCUGUUGUGGUUAACCGUUUUUGGUCCGUGUGUGUGGUACCCUCCGCCUGAUAUGUUUCUGCUCCAUUUUCUGCCGUAUCGCGUUGUAGUAACAGUAUCAUCAUCAUCAUCGUAUAAGCUCUUGAAAUUGUAAAACUAACCGAAUGGAGUUGAGAAGCGUUUCGGUUAGCUUUUAUGCAGUUAAUGCUAGGGAAGGCUAUCAUCAAACUGUCAGAGUAUCUGGAAGUAGAAGGUAAAACAGAGCGGCGGAAGCAAAACAGUUCUUUGAAUCGAAUGUCUAUCCAUGUGUCUCUAUGUGUCAGCCAUAUUAUCUGUCUCAUUAUUAUUACUCUUUGGAGAAGAGCGAAGCAAAAGUAUAAAAUUCAAAAUCAUUCAACUUUGAAACAUAACUAAAAUCAUCGGGAACACAUGAAUUAAAUUAUACUAAACCCCUAACUACUUAAGUGCGCGCGCGAUGAACGAGAACACGGUAAAGUUAAACGCAAUGGAGCAAACAUGUAAACCCAAUCGAAUGCUUCGUUCCGUUUAUUUUUCUUUUCUUUUCUGCCAAAACUAGUUUUGGUCAAAAUGCGCGCAAAAUAGAAAAAUGAAGUGUAGUAAUGAGUGCAUAACACACUCGAAUUAAACGUCGCAGAAUGCGCAACUCGUAUGCAAAACUGCACACCCGAAGCAAACUAAGCUGAUUAAAUCAAAAUGUAGAAUAAAUUUAAUGAACACUCCUGGAAUCGGAUCGAAAUCAUUAUACGGGAUGUGUGAUUUGGCGAAGAAAGACGACGCGGGGGUGUGAAAGAACACACGGUUAAUUUUAAAGUGCGCACACAAACCGCGAUAGAGCAUUAGUCGAAGCAUUAUUGUAAGAAUUGUGAAAGGCGGUUAUGACGACGACGACGUGCUGAAGCGCUAAACGAUGGACUACACAAUCGAAUUUUUUGUACAUAAAAGUGAAAGACUAAACGGGAACGCGGAAGAAGCUGUGUGAUGCAUCGGUUAAUCGGACGAAAGAACGGAAACGAAAUGAAGGAAUAGUAUAGAAUGUAAAAUGCGUAACUUUCAUUAUAGUCAUGUCGAUGGCGGUAGUAUAAGCAGCAUAGAGGUAUGAAAGGAUGACGCAAGGUUGAUAAACUAGCAAGGUGGCAUACAUGUUAAUACGAAACUGAACCGCAAAACGCUUUCUUUUUCCCGGUGUUCCGGUGAGCAUCAGUUGUUCUAGCGCAUUAGAAGGAAUGAAUCACGCGGCAGUAGUAGAAGCAGAGUGCAAGCGUUAAGAUAAAAUAAUUCUUCCCUCGGAACUGAACUGACAUAAACGUGUGAGGGUCUGUCCUGUCCCACAGAACGUGUACACAAGCUGUGGCGAAUCAAAUUGUAGAGCAAAACAUAAACAAGUACGACGAAGCUUGCACAGGAGGAGUGUUGAUGUACGGUAUUCUUAAAAUGAUCUUCUUACAAGCACGAACAGUGCGUGCUGUUUCUCUGAGCAAACGCGUAGAUAUGCUCUCUUUUAAAUUGUGCGGUGCGUACACACUAAUAAAUUUAACGCUUUAAACACAGAAAGCAAGCGAUAUGGAAGAAAAUGUUAAAAAUUCACCACGAGUCAAACCGAACACUACACACAGUACCGAAUAUCUAUCUAAACUAUAAAGAAAAGGCGAAACAAAACCAAACCAAAAAAGAAACGAACGAAAAAGUAAUAUAUUGGGAAGCGGAUUGUGAAAUGGGAAACGCUACACUAUUGCAAUAGUUUUGAAUCACGCGCAGUGUUACAAAUUAUCGCAGCUGAAAGCAUACAAUAGAACACAGCAAUGAAGAACUUGAGUAAGAAAAACGUCAUAAAGCAGAAAAGAAAAACAAUACAAGUAAACAAAAAUCAAUAACAAACUAAUUAAAAAAAAACACACGCACACGCAUAUAAUAACAAGACGAUUUUCGUUUAAAAAAAACCACAGACACACAUCUACAAAGAAAGCAAAUGUAAUUGCAACGACUCUCGAACAUAUGCAAUACAGGAGGACAAUUCACACACAACACAGAGAAAAAAAGACAAAGCAAAUCACGCAACAACACAGCGGUUUAGAUGUGUAAGGCUUUGUACAGACGACAGGUUUUUCGUAACACUUAAAGAACAAGUUUGGUUCAACGAGUUUGUUUCAAUAACAUUGUUGUGUAAUAGCGAUGGGCUUCUGAAUAUGUUUUGUAACCUACGAAAUUUGUUAGUAAAGUUUCCUGAUAGAUCUAUCAUCUGUACAAACCCUUCGGAAACUGCUGAACAAACAAACCACACAGAAAAAGCAACCCAAAACAAAACAUACUGUAAAGGACAUAAUGCUGAACUGUUGCUGCGAAUCAUCGGUGGCCGGUAAAUGAGGUAAAUUUAAAUAGUAAAGAUACAUGAAAGGAAACAGUGAAACAAAGAGAAGUGAAGAGAGCGUUCGAGAUCAAGUGGAAAGGAAGGAUGAAUGUGAAAAAUACAGGCCAAUAACUAAACAAGAAAGAGAAGAUCGAUUAAACACAUUUAUCUGACACAGACGUCACAGAAAGUUUCAGUUUCAACGUUCCUCCGUUGUACCGCGGAUGCACAUUUUGACUUCCACAACCUAUAUGGUACUUUUCUUCUUCCCUGUUCUAUAUCGGAACCGCAUAAAGGCAUGCAAAUUGUCAAACGUAAUAAGCAGUAUUAACAAAACAAAAGGACACCAGUAACGUAGAGCGAGAAUAUGGUCAGCCGUGUAAAAAGAGGAGUGGUGUUCGGUGCAGGAUGGCGGCAAGCAAAUAUGUUUUAAUCUUUGUGCGUGCGUGUGUGCGAAUUAAAUUAGGCUUUUUGUCUCUUGGUAGUAGUACACGAGCGUUUUAUUCGUUUUAGAUAUUAUUUGCCAUCACCUGUUGGGUUUUGGUUUUGGUAAAGAACGGAACAGUGGAGCGCACACUUUGUAUGUAAAUGCUUUUUUCGAAUAACGCUUUUCUUCUCCAUUUCGCAAUUUAUGGUGGUACGGUGGCUAUAGGGUUUUAGAUCGAUAUGAAAGGGACAAGAUCGGAAGCGAAGGGUUGAGCAUUGCCACGUAUAAGAAAACUCCUCAUUUUGAACUGUGAUCGUUUUGUGUCACGAUGGCGGAGGUCCGCCGGUAAGGGAUUUAGGAUGUGUGGUAUUGUGCGUACAUGAUGCUGCUUCUUUUCGAUAUGUACUCACACCAAGGAAUCGAUUUUUAACCGUUUCUUCGAUCACUUCUUGACAGAGUACAUACACAACAACAGCACUAGAAUUUCCGUUGCGUUUGUAGAUGGAUGCGCUAUUUGACACAACAAUGAUAUGGUGCAAAGGUUUAGCUAGAAGAGGUUAGAGAAAGGAUACAACACACAGAUAGGCAUGCACCACAGAACACACGCAUUAUGCAUACAUAUACGACGAAGCUAUCGGUGAGAAAUGCAUCUAUGCUACUACUAUAAUAGAUGAUUUGUGAUUUUAUGUUAACUAUAAUUUUGUAGUAUUACUUUUAUUUACCUUUUUACGAUAAGACGUGCAAAAUGCGACUAUUGAUAUAUAUAUAUAUACAUACACACAGACACACCCACACUUAUACAUUUAUCUUAUUAUACGCCAAGAGAUGAUUAAAGAUAAAAAGUGGUGCGUAACUGCGUUAAGAAAAGAUAAGAGAGCAAGAAAAACACAAACAAACAAAAGCUAAUAUUAGGAGAAAUUAAUUGAACGGAUUUGGUCGGCCAGAAAGGUAAAGAAAAGGAAGAAGAAGGAGGGUUAGUGGUUGGAUGAAGGACAAAAAAACGAGAGUGCAUGUGGGCUAAGGACCGUAACCAAUUCGAGUGAUUCAAAAUGAAAGCAUAUAGCGUACAAUAGACAAGAGUGGAUGGACACAUGGUCGGUACUCUGGAGAGGUUCAGUGGUUUGUGAGGGGGUAGUGUGGUAGAUGAACGAUGGACGAUAGAGAUUAAUUAAACAAUAAACACACAUACAUACACACACAAACAAAAAACACACACAGUUAAUGAAGUAGAUCAAACAGAGAAAAGAAAAGAAGAGAAGAAACACGAAAAAAAACACAGACACAGAAACAGGAAAAUACGCAUGUGUAUUAUCGCGAA